AUACAUCCUAUUUCCCACGAAGCAUGUGAUAUCUUGAUGACUAUAAACGUUUCUUCUCCGCCAAACAAUUUAAGUUAGUGCUUCGAGGAGAAGUGCUGCGGGAGGUUUUCUGCUAAUAGUCAGUUUUCGACGUUGAGUGACGAAAUUUGCAGUGCGCAUGGGAGUUCUGGGUCUUACCCCAUUUUUACAGAAAACCUGCCCGGAAGUUAUCCGAAAACUUCCAGACCGCCUCAGAUCUCUCUGCGGUAAGACCGUUGUCAUCGAUGGCACCCUUAUAACCCAGCGCCUUCACUUCGCACCGAUGCCUCAUCCGCAUAGACACGUCCUCGGGUGGCAUCGCAUAAUCACCGAACUCAAAGAGUGCAAUGUGCAUGCAAUUUGUGUAUUUGAUGGUAGAGACCGUAGCAUUGCCAAAGCUCGAGAGGUAGAACGACGCAGGGAGAUACGGAGACUGGAUGCAGCUCGUUCAUCCAUUGAGGUGGAGAGACUGAGCAGACUUCGGAAAUUGAUGCGAUUACUACCGCAAUAUCAUUCAAUGGAACCGCCGGACCGUCGGCGCGUCAGCUAUGCGUUACAACACGUAGCAGUGGCUCCAAAGACCAUCCCUACAUACUUCCAGCCUUCUUUGUCACCAUCGGAUAUCCUUCAGAAUGAUGUGAACUCAGUCAGUGUUGCUACAACUCGCUUUCAAACUCGCCUUUCUGGUGCUUCUGAAUUUGAGCAAAUUUGCAAUACUCUAUCAACUCAUUCGGAGGAGGAUACCCUUUGGGCAAUCUACUGUUAACAUAUCGGAUGCAGACAUGAAAGAGAUUCUUCUCGCUCGCACAGGUCAAUCAGUCGCCGUCAUCUCGCCUUGUGAUUCCAAGUCAUGGCUAGACCCUAUAAAUAAUUCGACGUUGGAUCCAGGUGCUUCCCUCGUUGAAGGCAUAUCCAACCUUCGAGUGCAAGACCUCCCUCCUGG
This is a messenger RNA of Suillus discolor, 961 nucleotides long. RefSeq lists its product as uncharacterized. The record is from RefSeq and is a predicted model, not a curated record. Gene Ontology annotation, molecular function: nuclease activity. Lineage: Eukaryota; Fungi; Basidiomycota; Agaricomycetes; Boletales; Suillaceae. The transcript is spliced from 4 exons. The coding region runs from base 158 to 784 and encodes 208 amino acids.